UCCGUUGCCAGGGCCACGCGGUUGCCAAGGCCGCGGCUCAACGCGGUGGCGGCCCCGCUGCCACCGUCCGGGCCCGCCGCCGCCGCCUGCCCCGGGCCGGCGCCAUGGUGAAGCUCGCUGCCAAGUGCCUGCUGGCAGGAGAUCCAGCUGUGGGCAAGAGUGCUUUAGCCCAGAUGUUUCGCAGUGAUGGGGCUCAUUUUCAGAAGAACUACACACUGACAGCGGGCAUAGAACUGUUGGUGAAGGCUGUAUCAGUUCCAGAGACAAGUGAUAGUGUGGAAUUCUUCAUUUUUGACUCUGCAGGAAAAGAUCUAUUUUCUGAAAUGCUGGAGAAACUGUGGGAGCAGCCCAACGUCCUGUGCCUUGUGUAUGAUGUCACUAAUGAGCAAUCCUUCAACAACUGUAGCAAAUGGCUGGAGAAGCUGAGGGCUCAAGCAGUUGGGGUGCACAUCCCAGGUGUCUUAGUGGGGAAUAAAACAGACCUAGCUGAUCGUCGAGUUGUGGAGCAGGAACAAGCACAGGAGUGGGCUGAGAAACAUGGCCUGGAAUACUGUGAGAUGUCAGUGAAGGAAAUGAAAAAUUUUGAGGCCCCAUUCCACAUUCUGGCAAAAUUAUUCCACCAACUGUACAAAGAGAAAGUGGAAACUUUUCACUCACUAGCCUGACUGGUAUGAUUUAUUUAUCCUCUAAGCUUCUUCUAGUACUGAGAAUCCUGCUGGAUUGAAUACAGAGAGGAGAAAAAAUAUGAGCUAUUUGCUACUUCAUGGUCAUCCUCUGGUAAUUCAAAAUAAACUAGAAAUAAGCAAGUGGAAAGACACUCUUCUGAAGCUGCUACCUCAGCAUUCCUUUCAUGUCUUCUAACUUGGUUCUCUGCUCAUUGAAAGUCUGCUAGGUUGGAGGAGGCGGAGAGUAAAAGGGGAGGACAGAAUGGAAAUUGCCAGCUCUUUGCUUUGAUAUCUUUUUGUCUGAACAGACUUCCUGCUGCUACAAGCAAGGAUUUAGAGGUUUGGAAAAGCAGAGAGGAAGCUGACAGGAUGUUUUUCGACUUAAGCCAGCCUUGAUGCAUACACUGCAGGGCAGGAGCGAUUUGGCCCUACCUCCUGAAAAGCAUCUUCAGGAGGACACUUACAGCCCUAAAAUCAACACCUGGAGACUGAGAUGUGUGGGGGCAGAGCUGGAUUUAGGUGUUUCCAGGAGUGCCCAGAGUCGGAGGCCAGUCUGAACGGUGUUGCCCUUAUCGGUUGUAGGAUUGAUAUGCUGGUGACUAACGCAUGUUUCUAGUUUCCAGAAUCUGUUUCUUUCCUUCGGCGUGGCUCACUGUCCCUCCCUGCUGGGACCAACCGCUGUCGCUUGGUGACGCAGUGCCCUCUGCUGGUCCCAGGUCACAGGAGUUCUCCGGAGGCUGCCACCUCCCUUGAAGUGAGCGGGAAGGGCUUCCUGCAGCCGCAUCCAAACUGGAUAAACUGCAGAGCGGAGUCAAAUUGCGAGAAUACCUUUUCUAUUUUAAAGGUUGAUCUAAAACUUAUAAAAAAUUACCUUUUCUUCUUCAUGUCUUUAUCAUCUUUACAUAUUGUUGUGUCAUUUUUGUCAGCCGAAUUUGGCAAUACCAUUCUAAUUAGGUGCAGUUCUCAAUCUGAAAAUCAGAGUCCUCUUAUUAAAGUCUCUCUGCUUGUCAUUGAAUUUCAGAUAAAAGACCAUGGUUCUGAUGUUGCUAGUGGAAACAGAACUAAGGAAAUGAAAGUCAGCCUGGCUAAGUUACUCUGACUCAGCUGUGUCUGGCUAGAAGUUUCAUAUUAGAAAGGGUAAAAGCCUAGAGAGAGGUGCUCCUUUGUGUGCAGUACUGAUGUUGCAUAUGUAAGAGUCUUUGCUAAUGCAAUAUGCAGAAGCACCUGUGGUGAGGUCCUGCCUUGUAACUGAGCCUAACACCAAGAAUUUCAAAAAUUUAACCAUUAUCUUCCAGAUUAUGGUAGACCCCCUUAGGCAAGGGAAGCUGAGUUUUGUAGAGACUAAGCACUGAGUGAUUUUUCAGGCAGUCUUUUCAGGAAUCUGUGUUUCAAGACUUUUAUAUGUGUGGUUUAUAAUAAUUUUUAUGCCCAGUGCUAGGAAAAGUACAUUAAAUUGAACAUAAGAAAUAUGGCUGCAGAUGUUGCAGCAGAGUUUAUGAAGCACUUCAAGAAUCUGGAGAAGCACUGCCCUCAUUUCACUGGCAACAGUGUGUUGAUGCUGGGAACUCACUAGGGAGCAUGAAUACCAGUUAAAGAGGAUGAGUAGGAGCUCGAAUCUACAAGAAGUGAAAACAAGAGGUCCUUUUGCUAGAAGCCAACUCAAAAAUGGCAGAACAAGGUGGGAAAGCUCCUGCUUUCUCCUAAGAAGGAAGGGGUCCUCCGUGAACUUGGGGUAACAAGAAGACUCACUCUUUUUAAAAUUGGAUUAGCAUUACUGGCAUUUGUGUCUUACAUGGGUUGUCUUGUUAAUCCUGGGUAUUUUCUGUUGAUUUACAUAGGCUGUAUAGAUGCUUGCUUGCAGGUGCUGAUGUCUCUGACUAGUAAGAAUAAAAGCUAUUUUGGAUGCUGUGCUGAUCUUGUUAAAGAACUAAAGAAGGUUUGUUUUUAUUUGGUAUUUCAUUUCCCCCUGCUUCCAUUGAUGAUGUGAUCACGAAACAAGACACAUAUUUUUUCCUAUUGAAAAUAACAUAGCAGACGUGUAUGUCACCUGUGACAUUGUGUAUCUAGGGGGGAUGAAUGCCUUGGGAAUAGGUAAUAAAAUGAAUUCUGUGCAAUCUUUAACCAGGGAGCCCAUCUCUCUGCACCUGAAGGACCUCCCAUAAAUUCAAAUAAACACUAUGAAUGCACCAGUAAGACUGGUGAAUGCUGUUUUAUAAAAUAAAUGUAAAAGCUGGAGGAGCUCAUUAAGGGAAUGUUUGCAGUGGUGAUUUGUGAUUUAUAGGGAAGCUGCUUUUGAGAAGUUAGUGAAGAAAAAUGCUGCCCAUGCAGGGAAAGAUGUAUUGCCUAAGAGAGGAAAUGCAUGAUGUAAUUACCUUAUAGUAGGGAUUCACCCACUGCCCCUCUCCCUCUUCCACAGACCACAACUACAAUUAGAAAAGAAAUCGUGUCUAAAGUAUGUUGUCCAACUUGCUUUUUACAGGACUAUUUCAAGCACUAAUGUGGACACAAUUUAAUGCCUUUCAAAAUAGCGUGUUUGACAAUAACAAUCUCAGCCACUUCAAAUGCAUUUUAACAGCAUAACAUAUUGUCCUUCCUGGGCAAUGUGCUGUAUAAUACCAGCCUGAUGCAAGUGGUGGUUGUUGCUAUUUUCCUGGCUUAAAUGUGACCUUGGUUGUAGAGGCUAUGAGAGCAGAGGGGGUAAAAAACAUGGGAGCCAAACAUGGGAAGGUUGUGGGAAAUAGUUUUGUCUCUGUUUGAAGGAGUUCAGGGUAGUGACUAAGUGAGCUGGACCAGCAGGAUGAGUAAGAGUCUGGAGCCAUUAUUAAGUUUCUUCUCCCUGUUUACUAACUGUGGCAGUCACAUCUGUAGAAUGAGGAUGCAUGUUUACUGCUUGUAGGCUUAGCAUCAGUCUGAAUUACAGAUGCUGUGGAGAACAGUGGGAGAAAGACAGGAAGCCUGUCUUCUGACCAGGAGGCCUCUUGUUUUCUUACAGCUCCCCUGCUUUGUCCAGCUGUGCAGUGCUGCAGGUGCUCAGCAUGAGUGUUACAGCACAGAAAAGACCCAGCUCAACCAGAACUGAAAUUUCAAAAGAAGGGGAAGGAAACAAACACGCCUUUAACUGGUUUUAAUAGAUAUGUAGUCCUUUUUCCUGCUUGCUUGUUUGAUUAGACAAAACCAUUUCUUUCCUCCCAGGAGUCCCUCCUUCUUACCUUUCCUUUGGUCCUCAUGGGUCUGCACAGAAUCUCUGUUAUACUUGUGCCCUGCUUUACUUAGCUUGAUACAUCACCAGCUGAUUUUUUUUUUUUUAAUCCUUCUAAUUUCUGCAUUAUCUAUUCCCAAGGCUGCAAGACAUUUCUUCUUAGAUUAAUAGACUAAAGGAAACAAAAGUGGAAUUUUUAGACAAAUUGUCUUGGAAGAAAAAGCCUUAAGAAGCUGUCUGACAUUCUGAAAUUUUACUGGAAAUUCGUUUGUGUAAAGUUGUCAUAUUAAAGAUGCUUUAAUGGU
Messenger RNA from Parus major (Great Tit), 4169 nucleotides. It is a transcript of the gene IFT27, whose product is annotated as intraflagellar transport 27. The coding region runs from base 105 to 665 and encodes 186 amino acids. Gene Ontology annotation, molecular function: GTP binding; GTPase activity. NCBI's taxonomy places the organism in Eukaryota, Metazoa, Chordata, Aves, Passeriformes, Paridae. The record is from RefSeq and is a predicted model, not a curated record. The transcript is spliced from 7 exons. Gene Ontology annotation, cellular component: Golgi apparatus.